CCGGCAGCCUCGCCAUGUUGUCGGCUUAAACCUGCUGUCAAAGUUUCCUGACUUUAUCGAACAAUAAGUUUGCUGUCGCCGGUGACACCUGUCAAAGCAGCGACAUGUCGAGUGUGUCCUACCACAUCUCCAACCUGCUGGAGAAAAUGACAUCUACUGACAAAGACUUCAGGUUCAUGGCCACCAAUGACCUGAUGCUGGAGCUGCAGAAGGACAGCAUUAAACUGGACGAGGACAGUGAGAGGAAAGUGGUGACCAUGUUGCUCAAACUGCUGGAGGACAAGAACGGAGAGGUGCAAAACCUGGCUGUGAAAUGUCUGGCCCCUCUGGUGAGUAAAGUGAAGGAGCCUCAGGUGGAGACGAUGGUGGACUUGCUGUGUUCAAACAUGACGUCGGACAAGGAGCAGCUGAGAGACAUUUCCAGCAUGGGACUGAAGACUGUUAUUGCUGAGCUGCCACUGUCUUCAUCAGGUUUGACUCUGACUGCCAGUGUGUGUAAGAAGAUUACCUCCCAGCUGAUUGGAGCGAUGGGGAAACAAGAUGAUGUGUCAGUUCAGCUGGAGGCCUUGGACAUCCUGUCGGACAUGUUGGGAAGACUGAGCGGUGCACUAGUCAGUUUUCAUGGCUCUCUGCUCUCCAGCCUGCUGCCUCAGCUAACCAGCCCCAGAAUGGCAGUCAGGAAGCGCUCCAUCUUGGCUCUCGGUCACCUGGUGCCCUGCUGUAGCCCCGCCCUCUUCUCUCAGCUGACUGAACACCUGGUGACGGAGCUCUCUAAGGGCCCGCCCACUUCAAACACCAGGACGUACAUCCAGUGUCUGGCGACCGUUAGCCGACAGGGCGGCCACAGAGUUGGUGAGCAUUUAGAGAAGCUGAUCCCCAUGGUGGUGAAGUUCACUGGUGUGGAGGACGAUGAACUCAGAGAGUAUUGUUUCCAGGCCUUUGAAGCCUUCAUACGCAGGUGUCCAAAGGAGAUGUCACCCCACGUUGCCACAGUGACCCAGCUCUGUCUCAAGUUCAUGACCUUUGACCCUAACUAUAACUACGAUGACACUGAGGAAGAGGAAGACAGCAUGGACAUAGAGGACGGACUCGAUGAAGAAUCAGACGACGAGUACAGUGACGAUGACGAUAUGAGCUGGAAGGUGCGUCGCUCCUCCAUCAAGUGUCUGGAGGCGUUGAUAAGUACUCGCCGAGACCUUCUUCUGUCGUUCUACUCCUCCAUCUGCCCCACACUGCUGACCCGCUUCAAGGAGCGCGAGGAGAACGUGAGGGCUGACGUCUUUGCAGCCUUUUCAACGCUGCUGAGACAAACUCGCGUGGGAUCGAGUCACCAUGGCCUCAUUCUGGCCGGUGCAGACACCGGGGCGUGCAGGGAGGAGGAGCCGGCCGUCACCUUACUGAAGAAACAGGUGCCAGCGAUCGUGAAGGCGAUCCACAGGCAGCUGAAGGAGAAGAGCAUUAAAUCUCGACAAGGCUGCUUCUGUCUCCUCACUGAGCUGGCACACACCGUACCUGGAGCCCUGGAAGAGCACAUCCCUGCCCUAAUACCUGGAAUUGUCUUCUCCCUGACAGACAAGUCCACCUCCUCCACAAUGAGGAUCGAUGCUCUCACCUUCUUCCACGUCCUGCUGCUCUCCCACCCUCCUCAAGCCUUUCAGACUCACAUGCAGGUGCUGCUGCCUCCGGUGGUGGCGUGUGUUGAAGACACUUUCUAUAAGAUCACCUCAGAGGCUCUGCUGGUCACCCAGCAGCUGGUCAGAGUGAUGAGGCCGCAGGGACAAGCCACCACUGGUGGAGGGUUCGACCCCAAACCAUUCGUCAGGGAGGUGUUUUCAGUAACAAUGAAAAGGCUCAAAGCCACGGACAUCGACCAGGAGGUGAAGGAGAGGGCUAUUUCCUGUAUGGGGCACAUGGUGUGUCACCUUGGUGACCACCUGGGGGCGGAGCUGCAGGGUGUUCUGGCAAUCUUUCUGGAGAGAUUAAAGAAUGAGAUCACAAGACUUACAGCAGUUCGGACCAUCACUCUCAUAUCUGCCUCUCCGUUAAAGACUGACCUGUCAUCCAUCCUGCCAGAAGCCUUGUCUGUGUUGGGAUCUUUUUUGCGGAAGAACCAGCGGGCUCUGAAGCUUGGUACACUGGCAUGUCUGACUGCGCUGGUCACCCAUCAUGCUGCCAGCAUCAAACCUGCAGCCCUGGAGCCCGUGUUAAGUGAACUACCUGCUCUGGUGGAUGAAACUGACAUGCAUGUAUCACAGGUAUCCAUCAGCCUGCUGACCUGCAUGGCCAAAGCCUGCCCCUCCUCUCUGGCUAAGAUCAGCUCCUCUGUGCUGCCAGGAGUCUUCAGACUUGUACAUUCUCCACUGCUGCAGGGCGGCGCUUUGGUUGCCAUAGUGGACUUCCUACAGGCACUGGUGCUGUCCAAAACCAGUAACCUGGGUUACAGUCAGCUGCUGAAGUCUCUCACGGAGCCGUUCCACAGCCCUCAGUCGUCUGCAGAUGGCAGCAUUAUCCACAGACAGUCGUACCACUCUGUCGCUCGCUGUGUGGCUGCUCUGUCCUCUGCUUCCCCCAAAGAGACUCCCGGCACCGUGGCCGGCCUCAUCCAGGAGGUAAAGAGUCCCAGCUCUCCAGAGUCGGCUCGUGUCCUCGCUCUGUUGUGUCUUGGGGAGGUUGGAAGGAGUGGCAGCCUGGGAGGGAGUAAGGAGGUUCAGGGAGUUAUCUUGGAUGCUUUUACAUCCCCCAGUGAGGAGGUGAAGACGGCAGCCUCCUGCGCUUUAGGCAGCAUGGCAGUCGGCAGCCUCAAAGACUACCUGCCCUUCCUGCUGAAGGAGAUCUCAGCCCAGCCACGGAGACAGUACCUGCUGCUACACUCCCUCAAAGAAGUCAUCAGCGCCUGUCCAGCCUCUAGUCUCUCUCCACAUGUGGAGUCUAUCUGGGCCUUGCUGUUUCAGAACUGCGAGUGUCAGGAAGAAGGGACCAGGAACCUGGUGGCUGAAUGUUUGGGAAAACUGACCUUAGUCAACCCUGCACAACUUCUUCCUCGACUUAAACAACAACUCAAAGCUGGUUCUCCUCUGGCUCGCAGCACGGUGGUGACAGCAAUCAAGUUUACUAUCGUUGACCAUCCUGCUCCCAUUGACUCACUGCUGAAAGACUGCAUAGGCGACUUCCUGAAGACCCUGCAGGAUGAGGACAUCAAUGUGCGCCGUGUUGCUUUGGUGAUGUUUAACUCAGCGGCUCAUAACAAACCAUCUCUGAUUCGUGGCCUCCUGGGAGCAGUGCUGCCUCACCUCUACAAGGAGACCCAGAUCAGGAAGGACCUCAUCAGAGAAGUGGAGAUGGGUCCAUUCAAACACACCGUGGAUGACGGUUUGGAUGUGCGUAAAGCAGCAUUUGAGUGCAUGUACACUCUGCUGGACAGCUGCCUGGAGGGACUGGACGUCCUGCAGUUCCUGGAUCAUGUCGAGGAAGGACUCAAAGACCACUAUGAUAUCAGAAUGUUGACCUUCCUGAUGCUGGCCAGACUCGUCUCUCUGUGUCCUGCUGCUGUUCUCCAAAGACUGGACAGACUGGUGGAGCCACUUAAAGCUACGUGCACUACAAAAGUGAAGGCUGGCUCUGUGAAGCAGGAGUUCGAGAAGCAGGAGGAGCUGCGGCGAUCAGCCAUGCGUGCCGUCGCCGCCCUGCUGGCCGUCCCUGAAGUGGAGAGGAGUCCCAGCAUGGCCGACUUCGCUAACCAGAUUAGAUCCAACGCUGACAUGGCGUCCAUCUACCAGAGUGUCCAGGGAGGAGAGGGUGGAGGAGCCACAGAGAGCAUGGACAUGAACUAGACUCUGGCUGACAGAGGAGAUGUUUUAAUGUGUUGUUUUUGUAGAUUUGUGGCUGUUUAGUUACAGUUAAAAAAAAAAAAAAAAAAAGAAGAGGAAAAGCACCAUGCAGUUAAGGUUUGUUAUACAAUGACAGCUUUAUUCUAUGAAAUACAUCUUUUAUGAUAGACUUGAUUUUAACUUGCUCAAAAGGAUUUUUUUUCUUCCCAGUAUAAACUGGGUGUAAUUCAAGUCAGUUCAAGAUUUUCUGAUGGAUUUGUUGUAGCAAGCAAGCAACAGAAAUUUGGUGCUACUGGAGUUUAAAUGAUUCAAACAGUUGAGCUUUCCAUCUGUUAACACCAUGAUUAUGACUUAACCACAGACAUCUCUGUUUCACUCAACAAGGAAAUGCGGUCAUUGACUUGCACCAUACGAUGGCACAAACACCAUGUGACACACUGAUCUGUGAUAAGAUAAGCACAAAGUAUUUUUAAAAGGUUUAUGAAAAGGUCGUAAGUUAUAUGCUGAAGUUAGCACAUUUCUAUUAAAAUUUCCCUGCAAAA
Acanthochromis polyacanthus (spiny chromis) is the source of this 4369-nucleotide messenger RNA. It is a transcript of the gene cand2, whose product is annotated as cullin-associated and neddylation-dissociated 2 (putative). Gene Ontology annotation, cellular component: nucleus. Gene Ontology annotation, biological process: protein ubiquitination; SCF complex assembly. NCBI's taxonomy places the organism in Eukaryota, Metazoa, Chordata, Actinopteri, Pomacentridae. Bases 105 to 3830 code for a protein of 1241 amino acids. The record is from RefSeq and is a predicted model, not a curated record. The transcript has 24 exons.